AUGAAUUCGCCGUGUUCAUCGUCUUCUUCGAAUGGCAGCUCUUUUGACGAAAAUAGUCCAAAUAGUGAUACUCAUGGAAAACCAAAACGAAUUAUAAUAACAGGCCCAAAAAUUUGCGAAGUUUGUCUGGGAAAAGCAACUGGGCAUCAUUAUACCGUACCUUCUUGUAAUGGUUGCAAAUCUUUUUUUCGGAGAAUUAUAAUUGAAAAUCUAGAAUAUAAGUGUCAUCAAGACAAUAGAUGUUUUGAUAAUUUGAAUUUUGGAGAUCCAUUGCCGAAAUGUCGUGCUUGCCGAUAUGCACGAUGUGUUGACGUGCCCUUAAAAUCACUUCAAUCUCAAAUAUGCGAUCUCAUUAAUAAUUUAGUUCAUUUGGAUGUUCAAACAAGAAAGUUUCGCGAAUCGUCUUACAAGCCUCAAUUAAAUCUUGUGCUCUCAGACAUUGUUGCGGAUGAUAAUUCAUUACUGUCAAUGGUUGAUAAAUUGGAGCCAUUGGAUGCAAUUUCAGAGGGAGGAUCUCAAAAGGUUUCAAGACGAUGGUUUCCAUUCGAUAUUCGGCUUUCUAUCGAACAUGUCAAAACAUAUCCUUUGUUCAGAAAACUACCUCAUUCAGAUAGGUAUCAUCUCAUUCAAAAUACUGCAAUAAUGCUUACAAAUCUGAGCAAUACAUUCUUCAGUUAUUCGAAAAAAUCCGACACGAUUGUGUAUCCCGAUGGAACUUUUAUUAAGUGUCCCCCAUUUUGGGAUUCUCACACCGAAAAAAUGGCGAGAUCUAUCGGUAAACGACUGUUCGGUCCAAUGAUUCGAUUAAAUUUGGACAAUAUCGAACACUUAUUGCUUAAAGCAAUUGUAAUAUGCAAUUCAGGUAUUGGCGAUUUGUCAGAUGAUAGUAAGCAAAUAGUGAGUACAGAGCGAACGAAAUAUGCAAUGGCUCUAUUUCAUUACGAAUUGGCAAAAUGUGCAUCCGAAGGACCAGCUAGAAUGGCGAAUAUUUUGAACAUCGUUGACCUGUUGGAACAUCAGCAAAGAGAUCAGAGGGAUAUGAUUCUAUUUUUAUCUAUGACGAGAACACCAAAGUGGAAGUCACUAUUUUUGAAGGACCUUUUUAAUGUUUAA
Caenorhabditis bovis is the source of this 1113-nucleotide messenger RNA. The record is from the annotation of a GenBank genome assembly. Lineage: Eukaryota; Metazoa; Nematoda; Chromadorea; Rhabditida; Rhabditidae.